AUGAGCCUCUCAGCCAAGGACAAAGCCACCGUUAGAGCCUUCUGGGAGAAGAUCGCCGGAAAGGCCGACGACAUCGGUUCUGACGCUCUCGCUAGAAUGCUGACAGUCUAUCCGCAAACCAAGACCUACUUCUCCCACUGGAAAGACUUGAGCUCCGGCUCUGCUCCGGUGAGGAAGCACGGGAAGGUUGUCAUGGAUGGUGUUGCUGAUGCUGUCAGCAAAAUCGACGAUCUGAAGAGUGGAUUGCUGAGUCUCAGCGAGCUGCAUGCAUUCCAGCUGCGCGUGGAUCCCGCUAACUUCAAGAUCUUGUCCCACUGCCUCCUGGUGGUUCUGGCCACCCAAUUUCCUGGUGAUUUUACCCCCGAGGUCCACAUUUCUAUGGACAAGUUCCUCGCUGCUUUGUCUCUGGCUCUGGCCGAGAAAUACCGUUAA
This is a messenger RNA of Chanos chanos (milkfish), 432 nucleotides long. Its product is annotated as hemoglobin subunit alpha-1-like. Gene Ontology annotation, molecular function: oxygen binding; organic acid binding; iron ion binding. The coding region runs from base 1 to 432 and encodes 143 amino acids. NCBI's taxonomy places the organism in Eukaryota, Metazoa, Chordata, Actinopteri, Gonorynchiformes, Chanidae. The record is from RefSeq and is a predicted model, not a curated record. Gene Ontology annotation, biological process: oxygen transport; hydrogen peroxide catabolic process. Gene Ontology annotation, cellular component: blood microparticle; haptoglobin-hemoglobin complex; hemoglobin complex. The transcript is spliced from 3 exons.